Cherax quadricarinatus is the source of this 3591-nucleotide messenger RNA. The record is from RefSeq and is a predicted model, not a curated record. Lineage: Eukaryota; Metazoa; Arthropoda; Malacostraca; Decapoda; Parastacidae.
CUAUUGGGCAGUCAGUGUGUGUGCUGCUGUCUCAGCUCUGGCACCCACCACACACGUUGUGACUUGACAAUGGUCCAGGAUGGACCUCUCCUAAUUGUGGAAUUCUGUUGACUUGUUCCAGCUACGGAAGAAGCCUGGCCAAAAGCCUGUAGUUCGCAGUCAACCAGAGAGUCAUAGCUCAGGCAGCCGUGACCUCCGGAGAAACUAAAGCUCUUGGCUCUGGUUGCAAUACAAGAACGGCCAGUUGCCUCAAGCUUAUUUCAGUAUAAAGUUACAGUCCCCUCAAGAAAGAAGAGAAAUCCCCGGCCAGCAAACAAGCAACCACAGAAGAGUGUGUGUCCACAGCGGACGUGAUUCACGAAACGGCCUUUGUUGACCCUGGCCCUGCGAGCCUAUAAUUACUUGGCGUCCGGUGAAAAACGGAGCAGUUUAUUGAAGCUUUUGGUGUAGCUCGCGGUGGUCCCUGUCCUGUUGUGCCCUCUGAAGGGUCAGCCAGAGCGCCGGGCAAGCUUGACUCUUGACGGUCAGUGUCAAGUUGAAUCUGCGUUGUUGGACCUGAAAAAUUACUGUGAGCUUUAAUUUCGCGGGUUCAGAGUAAGUUGCUCAGUACAGUUAAGUUACAUUGUAUUAUUAUCCCCGAGUGCAGUGGAACAUUACAUGAUUGUACAGUAUAGGGCUCUGUGAAUAUAUUAAUAUUUGACGACUUACAGUGUAACACUGCCCUCCCAUUGACAGUCCUGCCUUAAGUUAUCAGUGUUUUCAUGGAAAAUACAUAAGUGAAAGUAUAUGGCAGUGAUAGCAUGAACUGAGACUCAGCAGAUAUCCCAAGUGACGCAAGGAGCUCAGCAAGACGUGGAUAUCCUCCCAGGACGAACGUCAUCGCGCCUCACCUUGCAUCCGGCAGUACAGAUAGAAAGUCUUUCAUCCAUCGUCAUAGUUUACCUUCCACUUCUCCUCAGUUUUGCAGUUCGUAAGUUUAUUCAGGACUCAUCCACUACAACAAGAUCAUCAUGGAUAACAUACCUCUGAGUGACUACCCGGACUACCCGCACUUCAUCAAUGACACUUCGUGGGACGAGGCGGCCGAGUCGGAGAUAGCCAAGUGGGUGACGAGGAUGUCGCGUGGUGUGGCGUGCUUCAUAGCAGUGCUCUUCAUGGGGUACAUGGUGUUGGGCCUCACUGGCAACUUCCUCACCAUCCUAGCCCUCCUCCGCUGUCCUCGCGUCAGGAACGUCACCGCUGCUUUCAUCAUCAGCUUGUGUGUGGCAGACUUCUUGUUCUGUGUGUUGGUGCUGCCUUGGGAGGUCUCCAGGUUCCUUGCUGGCAAGUGGCUGUGGGGGGAGGGAUGGAUCUGCACCCUCUUCCCCCUCCUCAGGUACUGGAAUGUUGCUGUCUCGCUGCUGUCCAUAGCAAUGAUCACUAUCAACAGGUACAUCAUGAUCGCUCACUUCAGCGUAUACAAGCUGGUGUACAGGAAAGGUUGGAUCGCCCUCAUGAUCGCUUUCUGUUGGGUGUUCGCCUUUGUCAUGCUCCUGCCUACGCUGCUCAGCAAGUGGGGACGCUUCGGCUUCGACCGACGGCUUCAAACUUGUUCCAUCUUGGACGACAACAACAAGUCGCCCAAGCAAGUUCUCUUCGGCUUAGGCUUCUGUGUGCCAGCCAUCGUUAUAGUCAUCUGCUACUCACUCAUCUUCUUCGUCAUCCACAGGUCUGAGAAGCGCAUGAGGCAGCACAGUAACCGUGGCAUGAACGGUGCAGCUCCAGCUACUGGACCCUCCCUCCAGGCACAGCACCGUGUCACCACUAAGGGAGAACGUGAAGCACGUCGUCGCAGGAACGAGUGGAGGAUAACUAAGAUGGUUCUCAUCAUCUUCAUCGCCUUCCUCGUCACCUACCUGCCCAUCACCCUUGUCAAGAACCUGGACAAGAAGGUCGACUAUCCAGGUCUACACGUGCUGGGUUAUGUUCUCAUCUACAUCUCUGCCUGCAUCAACCCCGUCAUCUACGUGAUUAUGAACAGGCAGUACCGCCAGGCUUACAAGACUGUGUUGCUGUGCCGGCGACCUCGCCUGCCCUCCCUCACUUCCUCACACACAGAGCUCGACAAAGCCGCCUCGUGUCGCAGGUAUGCCUCUCUCAGGUGCAAUACUUGCAUGUCUCAGCCCACUCUCAACACUGUCACAUCCCACUCACGCCCACACUCACGCCCACACUCACUCCCACACUCAAUGCAUGACGUCUUCUACCAAAACAGGAAACCCUUCCAAAUCCAUCUUCUAGGAUUCGUUACUCCAGACACUCGCAGCUUGGACACCACAUCCGGAGAUAAUACAAGAAUCAGCAGCAGCGAAUGCAAAGACUGCAAGGUGAUCAGAAGAAACCACAGAGUCUCCUGUUUUGAGUGUCAGACCGCCAAGAACACCAAACGGAACACCUUCCUUGGAGCAAGUGAAGCGCUGGUUGCUGGAGGGAGACACAAUGGAGACCUCGCUCUGCAGGGACUAGAUCAAUCUUCCCAGGAAGCCUUCGUUGACCACUGCACUGAACCAUCUCUUACCAUAAAUUCAAUGUCAUCGAAAGAUGAUACACAAGACUUUACUCUACAUAACCAAUCUAAUGGAACCAAACGUAGUUCUUCUAUCUCCUCCCUACACGAAGUAAAUGAUACAGUUAAUAAAACCCAUAUACAGUUAAAUGAAUCUCUUUACAUACCUGCAUCACAGACUCCUGACAUCCUCGAAAUAAAGAAAGAGGGUGAUGCUCUUGAGCUAACUCUUGAGAUCAGCGAAUUGCAUACAACCAACUUGACUCACGAUCAAGACCAAACUACGAAUCAUAGCCACAGUCAGCACCUUACUACAGAAAUAGACCUGUGUCAGCAACAAGCGUCAUAUGGCCACCAGGGAGAGAUACCGGAAAACCGUGAGAAAAUCGAGGAGAGUGACCCAAAAGUAACACCAUCGUUGUGCAACUCUUCACUCCAGCACUCUGGCCAGAGCACCCAAAACCUCCCCAAUAGCGCUCCAGAAAAAUCAUAUACCGCCUCUCUAUUGGAUCAAGAAAACGUUUUGCCAUCCCCUAAGGAAAGACCGGAGGUCGAUUUAAUGCAAAAACACACAGACUCCUCACACAUACACAAACAUUACACUGACAUCUAUACCCCAACUCACAGCCAUGCCUCUUUCCGAGGGGCAGACCAAGGUGAGGCGACCUCGCAGCUCCCACACGACACCACACCCUUUCUUAACGACGAGGCUGAGAUAGAGUGCAUCUUGAGGCAGACGCUUUCCUCCUCCUCCUCCUCCGUGGAGCUCUUGGAUGAGGUGAACCGCGGGAUCUACGAGAAGCACGCCUCCUGGGCUCCCUGGAACCCGACCAACACCUUCACCAGAUUAGUGCAUGAUAAACCUGUGUGCCUUAACUAGGUGUGCAUGAUAUGUGUUCAUCCUGCAUAACGCGGGAAAGGGCGCAAGAAGGCGGCAGCGGAGGAUCUGAACGAUAAGACGAUGAUGUCUCAAGUUUCCCUCUCAGACGCCCCUUUACCAGAGUGCCACGAGCUACCUGAAGUAUUCCCAGAGAAGUGAACUCAGU